Rhea pennata is the source of this 2148-nucleotide messenger RNA. It is a transcript of the gene MRPS26, whose product is annotated as mitochondrial ribosomal protein S26. The transcript has 4 exons. The record is from RefSeq and is a predicted model, not a curated record. Gene Ontology annotation, cellular component: mitochondrial small ribosomal subunit. NCBI's taxonomy places the organism in Eukaryota, Metazoa, Chordata, Aves, Rheiformes, Rheidae. Bases 9 to 659 code for a protein of 216 amino acids.
GGUCCGCCAUGCUGCCGGCGCUGCGGCGGUGCCGCCCGCGGGCCGCCCUGGGGCUCGGUCCCGGUCCCGGUCCCGGUCCCGGUCCCGGUCCGUUCCCCGGGGCCGCCGCCUGGCUCGUCCCGGCGCGGGGCCGCAAGAGCCGCCACGACCCGCCCGCCAAGUCCAAGGCUUCGCGCCUCAAGGUGCCGCCGCCCGUCGACCCGGCCGAGCUGCUGGUGAUCAGCGAGCGGUACCGGCAGCACCGGCUGGUGCUCAGCGCCCUCCGGUCCGAGUUCCGGGCCGAGGCGGCGCAGCGGAAGCGCGAGGCGGCGGCGGGCGGCGAGGACGCGGAGCAGCGCGCCGCCGAGCACCGGCUCCUGAUGGCCUGGAACGACGCGGAGAACGCGCGGCAGCGGGCCCGGAGGGAGGAAAGAAUUAGGAAAGAGGAGGAGGAACGGAAGAGGCAGAAGCUGCAGGCUGCGGAGAACAAGGCCAAGCUAAUGGAGACUUUCCUGAAGGAGAAGGAGAAAGAGGUUCUCCAGUUGCAGGAGGAAGCCAAAACUUUUAUCACCCCCGAGAACUUGGACGCGCGAAUUGAAGAGUGCCUGGACAAUCCUCGCAACUACAACUUCGCCGUUGACAAAGAGGGGAGAAUCGUCAAGCGGACUGUUCUGCCGUAGCGACUCUGCUGACGGAUGUCGCUCGGCCCGGCUGGGGUUGGGAGGGGAGGUUUUGACACGUUCUUCUGGGCGGACGCUGAUGGGGCAGGCAGGAGGAGGUUUCCUCCUUCGCACGCGCAAAUCGAGCGUAGCGUUGUUGGACAGACAGCCUGCGGGUCUAGCAGUGGUUCCUGGGCUGAGAGGAUAACGCCUGCCAUUACAAAGGUAGGGGGAGAGGGAGAAAGCUGGGCUUUAAAUGAGAUCUGACUGCGUUGAUCUCCGGAGGCCUCAACGGUCCAUCUCGGUCCCUGCAGAGCGGCAGGCGGUGGAAAAGCUGUGUGAGAAGCUGCUGGUGGUCCUAUUUCUGUUGCUCAGAGAGGCUGCCCUGCAGUUUCAUUUCCUGCUCAUUUAGAUCCCUCCCGUUUUCAGGCUAAACGUACGGGGUUGAAGUGGAGUGAGAAUGAUCCCGAGGCAGAUCCUGUCUCGUAGGUCCCUGGUGUUUGUGCUCCAGAGGAAUCUAAUCCCUUUAGCUGCUUUGCCAAGCUAAAACAACCUUGAUCUCUGUUUGCCCUCUCAAAGUUGGCUCUGCCUUUCUCCCUCGACCUCUUAGCCUUUUUCUGCCCUCACUGGCUUGAGUUUGUCUUGAAUAUGGGUAACCGAAAUUGCACGCCUUUCCCAGGUGAGCUUGUACGUGAGCUUUGCUCAAUAGAGCGUUAUUCCCGUCACAGACAAUCUGACUAGUCUGACAUCUUUUCCUCUUAGGUACCCUGUGCCUGAAUAUCUCAGCUUCUAACAAAAACUGUGGUCCCCGUGCGCAUGGCAGUUAUCUCUGUGGUGUUUGUGUAUCGACUCGGUGCUUUUGAAAGAAAACAGGGUUUGAGUAGUUUUAGAGAAAAGGCCGACACUUAGCUUUGUUUUAUUGGGUGAAAUGAUUCUUCGCUUCUCUGGUCUCUGCUGUGGUGGAAGGGCCCUGUGUAUUCCCUAAACCCUCCUUUGAACAUUCACUGAAGUGAGAGAAUCAUGCAUGGAGGUCUACAGGAACCCUACUAGUUUAUAUGCAUCUACUUUUUUCCCCUCUUCAGGUGUGGUGCCUUUUUUUAAGUCAUCACCUAGGGAUUAAGUUGCAGAUAACACUGUAAUUCCUCAGGCUCGCGGCUCUUGCUGGCUCCUGUUUGGCGGCGUUGGCUGAUGCUGGCCUCGCAGGCAGACCUGUGCUCACUUGGUGCCCCCUGGAGCGGGCUGGGGGUGAGCUCGGCCCCGCGGCGCUGUGCUCGUCUCGCGCUGCGGUUUGCUGCUGUUCAGGCAGCCCGGAAGGCGGGUGGAGGGGAUGCCCACCCCUCUGCAGAAGACCGCAACUUAACGCUAGAAGCUGCGAGUCCGAGUGUGGAUUUCGCUUACUGAACCCUUUUAGCUUUCUGGGUCUUGCUCCUAAUUCCCGGUAUGUUGUUUUGUGUCAGCAGCCUCCCUCACCUAGUGAAUAAAACGCCUGCUACAGGAGAUCUACCCCAAA